Effrenium voratum is the source of this 663-nucleotide messenger RNA. Lineage: Eukaryota; Dinophyceae; Suessiales; Symbiodiniaceae. The record is from the annotation of a GenBank genome assembly.
AUGUACAGCUUUCGGGCAGAUGCGGCGUAUGGUACACAAGGCAUGAAGAAUUCCCGCGUGCCGCGGGCGCAAGUGGGCGCCGAGAGCGGCCCAAGCCUCGGCACCUUGGAAGUCGGGGACGUGGUGACUGCCGAGGUGAAAUCAACGAGGGACACAUGGGCAGAGCUGGACGUGGACGGUCGGCCUGGCAGAAUUUACUUGGCUGAUCUCAGCAAGACCAAGAUCAGCCAUCCAGGCGAUGUGGUGCGGCCUGGGGAGACGGUUAGAUGCUUUGUGAAGCAGUUCAAGAAAGACUUCGUGUCGCUCACCAUGCACGACACCUUCAGCGGCCGCCUGCGCCUUUCUGAGAUAGAGACCGGCAGUGUGAAAGAGGCGGCGGUGACGCACGUGAAUCCCCGCAUCGGCGCCUUCGUGGACUUCGGCGCGGUGACGGCGGGGCUGGUGCCCUUGGCCAACUUCCCGGGCUUCACCGCCAAGGAGCGCGCGCGUACGCUUCAGCAGAGCCUCAGCGUGGACGAUGUGGUCCAAGUGCGGGUGGUGGAGGUGGAUGUCGCCAGGGGCCAGGUGAAGCCUCGUUUGAAGGCCGCGCCUGACGAGGACGAGGAAACGCGAGAAGAUCAGAGGGAGGAGGUGCCGCGGUUGCACUGGGCGACUUGCCGCUGA